Molecule: messenger RNA, 5596 nt
Organism: Oreochromis aureus
Lineage: Eukaryota; Metazoa; Chordata; Actinopteri; Cichliformes; Cichlidae
Gene: angpt4
Product: angiopoietin 4
Exons: 10
Coding region: 718-2280 (520 amino acids)
Source: RefSeq, a predicted model, not a curated record
UGACAGAGAGAGGGUACUCUACAGACCUCCCUCAGGUCUCCUGUCCGUCCACUCCUCCCUCUCCUCCUCCGUCCUUUCUCUCUCCCCCCCUCCUCUCUCCCCUCUUCUCAGCCAGCGCAGAUAAGAAGGGGGCAGAGGCAAUUCCCUUCAGCCACUUCUAAAACUGGAGCCACCAGAGAAGAGUGGGAGUACGAAGAUAUUUAGCUCUUCAGCUUCACAGACUGUUUGGACACAACUGCUCAUCAUCUUCACAUUACUUCUGCUUUUAAAUUUGUAGCUUUGCGUUCCCCCUUUUUGUUUUGCAGAGUGGAUCUGGAUCUGCACCUGAUACCUUAAGGAUAAAAACAUGCAACAGCUGAUCAGUCGAGCUAAUAUAUCAGCCCUAAAAGUUCUUUAUUACCUGGAUGAACCCGGCCUCAGAAAACACGAUUAAGACCAAACAACGAAGACAGAGGAGAGAGGAAUCCUUGGACAUCUUCACCACAAAUGAAGGAGACCAUUCAGUGUGAGACCUCUGCGAUGCUUUCCACUUUCAUUUCCAAAAACUGUGAUUGAAACUGAAGAGAACAAACUAAGACAGACUGUGCUGACACUCUUGUUCAUAUCCUGCACACAGACGUUUUCCUAAACUUAAUCGGGGUCAGAGUGUGAAUGAGCUUCCUUUGACCCUCUUCUGUGCUGAGAAAUAAACACUUUCAUAUAAUUAAAGAGAGUGUCAUGAAAGGCUUAAGUCUCAGCCGGGGGUUGCUGGUCCUUCUGCUCCUUUGGACUUUGUCAGCUGUCAUUGAUGCAGGCAGCGCAGAACGAGGAGUAUCUGGAAGAAGGAGAGGAGGAAGUGGUGGCGGCGCCGGCGAGAAAAGGAGGAAGUUGCACCGCAUCCAGCACGGCCAGUGCAGCUACACCUUCAUCCUGCCAGAGCUGGACGGAUGCCCCGGUGGAGGGUCGCCAUCACAGACGCAGCACUAUGGUGGCUUUCAGGGCGGGCCGGGUGUCGUGCAGAGAGACUCGCCGCCUGCUGACAGCGAAUGGUCGGCUCAGAAACUGCAGCACCUGGAGAGCACGAUGGAGAACAACACACAGUGGCUGCAGAAGUUGGAGAACUUCAUUCAGAAGAACAACAGGCGUGACGUUGCCAACAUGCAGUCGCAUGUCGUUCACAACCAAACGGCCACGAUGCUGGAAAUCGGCACGAACCUGCUCACGCACACAGCAGAGCAGACACGCAAGCUCCAUGUGGUCGAAGCAAAGGUUCUAAACCACACAUCUCAGAUAGAGAUAAAGCUUCUGGAGAAUUCUCUGUCCACCAACAAGCUGGAAAAGGAACUGUUACUGCAAACUUCAGAGAUCAGCCGGCUGCGAGAUAAGAACAGUCGUUUGGAGAGCAAAGUUCAGAUGUUGGAGUCUAAGCAGCGAGGAGAGCUGGAGGACAUGAGACAGGAGAAGAACAGACUUCAAUCCGUCAUCAGGACUCAGAUGGCGGCCAUCGAGUCUUUGGAGAGGCAGCUGAGAGUCGCCAGCACCAACAACACCGCCCUGCAGAGACAACAGACGCAGCUGAUGGAGUCUGUCCACACGCUCCUUAACAUGGUGGCUAGUACUACAGCUGUGCCUCCCAGGAGCCAGACGUGGAGGGACUGUGCAGAUGCUUACAAGGCCGGUCACUAUGUGAGCGGUCUGUAUCACAUCUACAUCGGCAACAGGACUCAACCUGUGCAGGUUUACUGUGACAUGGAGACGAGUGGUGGAGGCUGGACAGUCUUCCAGAGACGGUUUAAUGGCAGCGUGGACUUCCAGAGGAGCUGGAGGGAGUACAAAAUGGGUUUUGGGGACGUGUUGGGCGAGCACUGGAUGGGUAAUGAAGUUUUGCACCUGCUGACCAAUCAAGGUGUCUACUCUAUGAGGGUGGAGAUGAUGGACUGGGAGGGAAACUCCGCCCACUCCCACUAUGACCGAUUUACACUGACCAGUGAGCGACAGCAGUACAGGUUGCAUCUGAGAGGUUACAGUGGCACAGCAGGAAAGCAGAGCAGCCUGACCACCCACGGGUCCGGCUUCAGCACCCAAGACAAAGACAACGACAACUGUGAACACUGCAAAUGUGCCAUGAUGCUCACUGGAGGUUGGUGGUUUGAUGCCUGCGGUUUCUCCAACCUAAAUGGUGUGUACUACUCCAUCGGCCAUAACAUCAGGAAGCUUAACGGCAUCAAGUGGCACCACUUCAAAGGUCCCAGCUACUCCCUGCGCGCCACCUCCAUGAUGGUACGACCCUACGACUUUUAAAGGCACCCCUCACCCUCCACGAUGGUUUGAUCCAACGGAGCUUAAAUACCACAGCGGUAUCGAUCUUCGACUCCUCCAAAAUACCAUCCUAAUGAUAGCAAAGCUUCAAAACAAUGGCUUCCACCUUCACCACCAUCAUGGUACAACCCUAAAACACCUCUUGGGUCUGAUAUGGUACAGCCCUGAACUGAGGAAAUAGUGACUUUAAAACAAUAAUGGUUAAAGUCAUGUGACUCACGAGGACCUUGUUUGUUACAUGUCUCCUGGACUUGUUUUCAUAACCAAGGAUCAUAUUGAGGAAAAUAAGGGAUGGAUCAUGUAAGAAAAUAUCUAGUCUGCUUGAAAUGUGAUUGUCAUUUAAAUAUGAUGAUAAUGGCACACAUUUUCAGCCAGUCUGUGCUGGAAGCUAUUAAAAUGGUUGUGCUGGUUUGUACACAUGAGAAGUGCCAAAAGCGUUCACCCACACAGCCAGCCAGUCGCUGUGAGACGUGGGUUGGAUUGUUGCUUUUGGGUUGGAAAGGUACACUCUGUGGUACUCAGUCACUCCACCCCAGCUGGUACAGAAAGGGUGACUGGGUGGUUUCCAGAGCUGGAGCAUACUGGCAGCUUCACGGUACUUUCCUAUAUGACAUUUAAGAAUGAGUUGAAUGGUAAAAGGCAUGAAUGUGGACCCUCGUAGCUCAGGCAUCGUUUUUACUGAAGGAUGAGUCGGCACUACUGUAGCCUGGGCUCCCCCCAUUAAACUGUCACUGUCUAAUAAAGACUGUAAAUAGGAAUAAAUAAUAUUAUCCAUAUAUCUGAAUUGAAAUACCUCUGUGGCUAGCAUGAAGGUAUUCACCUACUAUUUCAGGAGUGAAUACAAGAUUCUCUCUGAUAUCAUCAGUGUGUUUAUAGUGCCACUAUCUAUGACCGGCACCGAAACACUGCAAAGAUAGCAGAUGUCCGUGUCUAUAGGAGGUGCUACGGCCUCUGUCUGCCAUAUCACCUUCCCAGUCACAGUCCUAAGGGAUAACUGGCUCUGCACCAGCACAACAGUGGAAAAGAGGUUUGAGUGAUUGGCUGGUUUUUGGUCUUUGGUGAGCAUUUGCAUUACAUGUGUCAUAAAUGUCAUUGCAUGUGGAAGCACUGCAACAUGUUAAUCAACAAACCAGAUAUUUCACAGACAGUGAUUGUUUGUUAACAGAUAUCAAAAGACUGUGGACAGACUGCAGAUUUCAGGAUCUGGAAAUGUACCUUCCAGAUGGUACACAGGGCAGCAAAUUAUACAAACUCAUCAUUUUUGUUGUGUGAUUGUGAAACCUCAGCGCUAGCGUUUUGGUCCCUGCCAUAUUGGGCUCUUGGAGCCAGAAGUGGCCAUAUUUGGAUAAAAGGGUGGCGUUCCGAGUUACCAAUUCCUGGAAACCUUGGUGAGGAGCUCCAUCUCUCAAACAGAUCCCUGCAAAUUGCUAACACACUAUUCAAAUACUAGAAUUUCACUCAUCAAAACUGGAGCACAAACUUUUUGGACAGCCUGCACCACACAGCACGCCAUGUUAUUAGUCAGAUAAUUGUCAGAUCAAAACUGCUCCAACAGGGAGCAGGAUGGCAAACAUGAUGCAGUGACUCUAAGCAGCAGCUCUGUGACAGCGAGCAGCCACAGCAGCCUGUAAGCCUCCAAAUACUGAAACAGGUGAGUUAGCAAAAAAUAUUCACAACCUUGUUUUUGUUGUAAGGGCUAAAGGACCUCUAUGACUUUGCCCUGUGAUUUCUGUUGCUGUGAGUCUUUCUAUGGAAAAAGUCUAUGUUUAAGAAAACGUUAAUAUAAGGCACGUGAAAACAAGCAGUGAGAAUAUUGGAGUUUAUUACAAGGACAGCCUAAUACUGAGAGAUAUGUGACUGAGCAAAGAGUGGAGUUUGCUUUCACAACCCACUUUUACUUGGACUGUUUUUAAAGGAAGGCAGCGUUUCCACAUGUUUAUCAACAAUUUUAUAAACGUGGACGGUAAAACUGGUGUGACUGCCAGAACAUGAAUCAGAUCAAACUGAUGAAAAGCGAGAGUCACGUUGAGGAUUGAUCUGAUUAGCUGGAACAACAUCAGGAGCCACAGCGGAUGAUGUCCAGCAGGAGAAGGUGAUUUUCUUCCUGCUCGCCUCCUCCUUUGGGUGGUUUCAAUGCGCGGUGGUGGACGGUCCAUCCUGGGAAUGUCCUGGUGUGAGACUGGAUGUCAUUGUGGGAUGUCUUAGAUGCCAAAUCAGCACAUCUCAGACUCUACUUAAAGUGCACAGCGUUGAUUGAAGCUUGUGCAUCAUAAAUAGAGAAUGAUGCAUGAGACACGCAGCUGGAGAGACCCUGAACGCUCUGGUUUUCAUUAUUGGUCAAGAAAUAAUGGCAAGCAGAUUGAGAUUUUUCAUGAAUAAGUAAUCACAUGUUUGCAUAUGUCAACACUUAAAGAACUCUACAGGAAGAAAGGAGGCAAACAAAACACAGAUCAACCUUUUUCUGCUGUUUUGUUUUGGAUGAUGAGCAAAGAAAAGAAUUCAGUGAAAGUGAACUACACGCCAGUGAUUUACCGAAUUCUGAAGCUAAGUAAUGUUGCUAUAAUUAUCUUCCUAAUACGAACAAUAUGGUGAUUUUUUUGUCUCUUGUUGGUCUCUGCUCUUCAUUAUUGCACAAAAAAAACAAACCAAAUUCCCACUGCUCUCUACAAACAAUAAAUGAUUUACAAGAUAUGAUUUUAUGAUUUCUGGUUGUGAACUGUUCAUUUUUUCUAUCUCAUGAAAACACUCUCAAUCUGUGGGCCCCCUGCAGCCGGGCAUCCAGAUAGUAUGCAGUGAAACUGAGGCUCCAUUAAAUUACUGUGCAGUAGAUACAGUGUAGCUGCAUGAACUGCACCGUCUAUGGUCCACUUGGUAGUAAUAUGCAGUAAAAACAUCAUGUUGAUUAACACAAGGAUAAUGUCUCUGUUAAAUGAGAUCUAAUGGGCUGUAAUUGUGUCUAGCUUGCUCACAGUGGUAAUGUGCUAAUGCAACAACUAUCAGUCUGCCAAAGUAAACGUGUGUGCAAUAAUCAUUUAAAUUGUUCUGACAACACGAGUGUAAACUCAGUCGGUUCUGAAGUCUUCUACUUUUCACACCGUUCAAAAUUCAUCAGAGUCCAACAUCAGCAGAGCAACGCAGACACACGAGCACAGAGCACAGGACGAUAAAUCAAGCUUAAAAUUAAAUUAUAUAAUUUAUGUUCAGAAAAUAAACACAUGUUUUAAUGCUAUCAUGUUGACGUUCAUGUAAUUAAAAGUCAACUUGGGUCAUAUUUUUAAUAAAUAAAGGAAAAAUGUUG